This is a messenger RNA of Malaclemys terrapin pileata, 4475 nucleotides long. It is a transcript of the gene MED7, whose product is annotated as mediator complex subunit 7. The transcript has 2 exons. Bases 88 to 780 code for a protein of 230 amino acids. The record is from RefSeq and is a predicted model, not a curated record. Gene Ontology annotation, molecular function: transcription coregulator activity. Gene Ontology annotation, cellular component: mediator complex. Gene Ontology annotation, biological process: regulation of transcription by RNA polymerase II. Lineage: Eukaryota; Metazoa; Chordata; Testudines; Emydidae.
GGGGCCGGCGGGAGGCCGCGCUCAUCUCUGCGGCCGGGCCGGGCAGGGGAGCAGCCGCCGAGGCACCAGGUACUUUCAUCCACCACAAUGGGGGAACCUCAGCAAGUGAGUGCUCUCCCUCCACCUCCAAUGCAGUAUAUAAAGGAAUAUACAGAUGAAAAUAUUCGGAAAGGUCUAGCCCCUAAGCCUCCACCACCUGUGAAAGACAGCUACAUGAUGUUUGGUAACCAAUUCCAGUGUGAUGAUCUCAUUAUUCGACCCUUGGAAAGCCAAGGCAUUGAACGAUUGCAUCCCAUGCAGUUUGACCACAAGAAGGAACUAAGGAAACUCAAUAUGUCUAUCCUGAUAAACUUUUUGGACCUCUUGGAUAUCUUGAUAAGGAGCCCAGGCAGUAUAAAACGGGAGGAGAAACUGGAAGACUUAAAACUGCUUUUUGUCCAUGUCCAUCAUCUUAUAAAUGAAUAUCGACCCCACCAAGCCAGGGAGACGCUAAGGGUUAUGAUGGAGGUGCAGAAACGCCAGCGUUUGGAGACUGCUGAGAGAUUUCAGAAGCAUUUAGAGCGAGUUGUAGAAAUGAUCCAGAACUGCCUGGCCUCCUUACCUGACGAUUUGCCUCAUUCAGAGGGAGGGAUGAGGUUAAAAACUGAGCCCAUGGAAAUUGAUGACCGCAACAGUUGUAUUGGACAGAAUGAACAGCAGAGAGAGAGCGCUGGCUGCAAGAAAGAUCAGGUUUUAGACAAAGAUGCUGCUAUGUGUAGCAUUAUUGAUGAAAUGACAUGAAAAGACACUUUUGUAAUUGUAUAAAGUUCUUGGAGGAAAGAAGUGGACUUGAUGCUAGAGGUCAUAUGGUGUGGGGUUUUUUGAUUUAUUUUUCUUCUGCUUUUGGUGUCUAUGUAAAUAAACAAUCACGGAAUUUAGUGUAUAUAAAAUAACCCAGAAGUCUUAUUUUUGUAGUCCUAGGUAAGGAUUUUGCAGGUGACCAAACAAACAGAAGCAUUGCUUGAUAUUUUGUAGAUGCAAUUUGUAUGGUGUGCUGUUCAGAACAGAAAAGAAUAAGUCUUAUACUAUUUUGUUGAAACAAGUGCAUCACGUCAGUUGAAGUAAGCUUUAUUCCGUGGCUUUAUUAUAUUUUCAAUCACUCAUUUGCUGGUUUUAUAGAUGCACUUAUUUUAUGAAUUUCCAUGAAAUAUGGGAUUGAGAAAAGAUCAGUCUCUGCAGGGAAUCUGGAGUUGACAAUUUCAAAUAAGUUAAAGGUACCUUGUAAAAAUGUUAUGGUAAAUAACUAUAAAACUAUAUUCUGGUGUAAAAGAUGGGUUUAUUAUUAUUACUGUCAAUGUUGGUAGGUCAAAAUUUAAUUCUCUCCUUUUUAGUUUUGUAAAGUCAAUAUAAUUUUCUAAAAGAAUGCUCACUUUAGUGGCUUAAAAAUUUAGUUUUGGUAGCCUGACACUCAUAAGAAACUCUACAAUAAACUCUGUGCAGGAGACAGUCCUGGUAACAAAAUAGAUUUAAAUUUUCCAAGGACUAAUGAGCAGUAAUUCCUUUAAAACAGGAGAUACCUAGAUACUCCUUUAAACAUAACAAGGAAUAUUCUUUAAAUGCUAACUCUUUAUUAAAUGUGUACAUUCACUGAAAAUACCUGAAGUGAGAGCACUCGCCACUUCCCUCUUAGCCAGGAUCAAGCCACAGAAUCAAGCCCCGUGUAAAGACAGGAGGAUUUAACCAAUAUUUUUUUAGUAUUCAUUAUUUUCAUCUUGAGAGCACUAACAAAUUAAUCCCAGCAAAAAUUCCAUUUUGUACAAAGACUUUACAGCCAGUUUUGAAUGAAACCCAAUCUAAUUCCUUUCAGUGACUGAGAGGUGAGUCAGGCCCUCGUACAGUACAAUUGUUCAACAACAAAAAAAACCUUUUUGUGCACCUAUUUUUCAGAAUGUUGCAGCCUCCCCUUAUCCUUCUCACAUGCUAGAUUCCGUGUGUGCACUAGUAUAUAUCCAUGACUUUUUUUUUUUUUUCUUCCCCCUUGAUCCUUUUAGAAACAUCAUAGACUUUCAGGGAGUAAUGUCAGUGCAAUAUCCAUGCCCUUUGAAAUGAAACAUCAUUGAGUACUAUUUCCCAACUGAAACUAGAGAAGCAUACAUGUUACUCCUACCCACUUAUCCUCUAAUAACAUGCAGGCAGGAAAAACAGGAAGGUUUUAAAAUCAAAACUUACCUUUGCAAACAGAUGAAAAGACUUUUCAGACUUCAAAACCCCUUGAGACUUGUCUCUGAUUAAAUGCUUUGUUUUUAAAAAUUUCACCCACUGUAUCGUGGGCUUAAUGACGGAUUCAAGUCAUUUCAAUGGCGUUGUACAUAAUAUAUUUUUUGGUGCAAAUUCUAGUGGAUGCAAAAACUUCCUAGGUUGACACUGUUGUAAAAUGAAGACCUUCAACCAUGAUCCUCCUCCCAUUGGAGUCAAUGAGAAAUGUUGACACUAAGUUCAGUAGGAGAAGGAUCACACACUUCAAUCACAAAAGUACACUGCUAGCAGUGAUGAAGUGCCUCAAUGGCUGUAGUGAGUUGAGGCCCAUGCCCACCUCUGUUGCCUCUGCCAGUAGAGUCCCCAGUCACCAUGGCGAUCUUUAUCUUGUGGACGGUUACUGAAAUUAAACAAUGCUUUUAAUAAGUUUGUAGCAGGUAGUGUUGAAAUAAAGGUCAUUCAACUGACGAGUCUAUUAACCUCUGCUUUCUGUAUAAAAUGAAUAUCUGGGUAAGCUCUUUAUUUAGUUCUUAACCCUGAUUAGAGAGGUCUGGAAGAAUGACUAGAUCCUGAACUUUGACACUUAAGGUUCAAAACCAAAUGGCGUAGGUCUCAUCAUACUUGCUCAUUUAUUAAAGUGCCCAAUACCUCUUUUGGGUUUCAAAGGUUGUCUGUGCUUAGUGGUUUCAAGGAAGCUGUAAAUAACAAUUUUGCACUACUCUAACUCCUUAGCUAAGAAAACGUUAAGAUGGGUGGUUCAGAAAUAUGUUUUGUUAAUUUAAAUCUGUGGUCAAGAUUUAAUUUAAUUCUAAGAAAUCUAGUACACAGUCAUGUAACAUGAUUACUGAAAUUUUUGAGGGAUAAAAAGUGAUGUGUGUAAUUUUAAGAUCAUACAAUAAAGUGUCUCAUCUAGUAACAGACAUUUUAUAUAGUCACUACUGACCCUUUAAGGAGAGAUUAGAAGAAAGCAGCAUUUCCCAUCCAGAUUCCACCAGAAGAAUGAAAAAAGUAAACCUUGGGCCAGCUUUACAAAGGUAUUCAGGUGCAUAAAGAUCCAGACAGGCAGCUAGUAGGAAUUUCAAAAGCACCUCCUAAGCAGGAUACGUGUUUAAGUCCUAUCGAAAAACCUUUCAAACUCUGGCCACCUAGCCACAUUUGGCUGUACAAAAUGAAACAAUUGAGCAAUAACUGAAAACUACUGUUCUUAUCUGAGGUCAAGAUGGCUUUCAGCUUAUGCUGUGUAAUUUAACCUUUUUAAUGAUGUGCCUUCUAAGGUGCUAAUUGGAAACAUUUGCAGUUACUCUAUUUGAGUCCUAAUGUUUCUAAAAAUAUAACACCACUCCUAGGAUCACAUAAUACGCUAUCAGAUCUUUAUAUGGGCAUCAAACAUUAUUGAUGGUUAGGGUCAACAGAUUUAUGGGAUGGUUUGCAUUGUUUACUGCCCCCUGCCCAUUCUUGAUAAAUACCUUUUAAAGUCUUGGGCUCAAACACAUUUAAAAAUGCAUUCUGGAAAUACUGCAUUCCUUGUACCCUGUUGAAGGGAAAGAUGCACUGGUCCUGUGAAGUUGUCCAGUAGGCCAGUCACCUUACCCAUUACUUGAGUGUUUGUUUAAUAACAUACUGCAUCUCCCUUUAGGCUACAGCAGUUUAGCAGGUGGAAUUUUCCAAUAUUUUUUGGUGACCUAUAGACCUACCUGGAUGAUUGGUCACAGUAUUUUUGCAGCAGAUUAUUAAUCUAUGUUCCACCACAUGGAAGUAGCCAAAAUUAUAUUUGAUCAAAAAAUUAAUAAUUUGAGGUAUGUUUUGGGGUAAUUUAAAUGAUAAAAACUAGGGAAUCGAUUAAUAAAUACUGAUUUUUCUCCUUAGAACUCUCUAGCCCUGUCUCCUUUUCCUCUUCCAUUCUGCAGUACAUAUUAGGAUAAUCACUUUUUUGAUAUCUAUGCAAUGCAGCUAAGCAAAAGGGGGAAAUGGGCAGAGAACUAUCAAAAAUAUUCUGCCAUUGUUUUGGAGCCAGUGCCGGUCUCCUUCAUAUGAUUUGAUGUAGUGUAGUUAUGUUUUCCUGUGAAUUCAGUUUCCUUUUUAUUUGUCAAUAUUCAGGGCCUUACUGGGAUUGGUUGUUAGGAGGAGAAAAUGAUAGGUAUUUCUAUGGUGAAUCCCUGUUAAUGAAAAAUGUACAAAGUCCUGUUAACCUGAACACAGUACGAAUAAACAGGAGGCAAUGUCCUUGUUCAGAAAUCCAA